AUGGACGUACCCACGCCCAAGGACACAGAUGUGCCGGGCGGCUUCCCGGAGACGCCCAGCACCAUGCACACAGACGGCGCGCAGACGCCAACGCCAGGAACAGGAGGACUUCACGCAGCUGUCGGGGCCCCCAUCUUGACAGGUGGGAGGGCGCCCGCCGCUGGAGCUGAGGCUGCUGCUGCUGAGCCCUCGCCCACCAGCACGCUCCCGAAGCAACACCAUGUCAGCGACAACAUGAACCACGAGGAGACAACCACGACCAGCUCGGCGAGCACCACGCCCAACGAGACGACCAGCAAGCCACCGCUGGAGAAGCGCCCGACCGGCCACACGGAAGAUGACCUCUUUCGCAUCCUGUCGCGCCGUCGGACGUCCAACACGCACGCCACCAGCAAGGACGAUGACGAUCAGGAAGACCAGUCGCAGGAGAUCAACCGGCUCAUGUCGCGCAUGUUUGGCAACGCGCGCCAGGAGCAGAGCGAGGAGGAGAACACGCGGCACGCGGGCGUCGUGUUCCGCAACCUGACCGUCAAGGGCGUCGGUCUGGGCGCGUCGCUGCAGCCGACGGUGGGCGACGUCUUCCUCGGGCUGCCGCGCGCCCUCAAGAACCUUCUCACAAAGGGCCCCAAGGCGGCACUGGCCAAACCCCCCGUGCGCGAGCUGCUGAGCCAGUUUGACGGCUGCGUCCGACCGGGCGAGCUGCUGCUGGUGCUGGGCCGACCCGGAUCGGGCUGCUCGACGUUCCUCAAGACAUUCUGCAAUCAGCGCGCAGGCUACGAGGGCGUCGAGGGUGACGUGACGUACGGGGGCACCAGCGCGGAGGACAUGGCCAAGCACUUUCGCGGCGAGGUCAUCUACAACCCAGAGGACGACCUGCACUACGCGACGCUGACGGUGAAGCGGACACUGGCGUUUGCGCUGCAGACGCGGACGCCCGGCAAGGAGUCUCGACUCGAGGGCGAGACGCGGCAGGACUAUGUGCGCGAGUUCCUGCGCGUGGUGACCAAGCUCUUCUGGAUCGAGCACACGCUCGGGACGCGCGUGGGCAACGAGUUCAUUCGGGGCGUAUCGGGAGGCGAGCGCAAGCGCGUGUCCAUUGCCGAGGCCAUGAUCACGCGGGCGUCGGUGCAGGGCUGGGACAACUCGAGCAAGGGCCUCGACGCGUCGACGGCGCUCGAGUACGUCCGCAGCAUCCGCGCCAUGACCAACAUGGCGGACGUGACGACGGCCGUCUCGCUCUACCAGGCGGGCGAGUCGCUCUACAACCUGGCCGACAAGGUGCUGCUCAUCGACGAGGGCAAGUGCCUCUACUUUGGACCCUCGGAGGGCGCCAAAAAGUACUUUCAGGACCUGGGCUUUGCGUGUCCCGAGCGCUGGACGACGCCCGACUUUCUCACGUCCGUCUCGGACCAGCACGAGCGCAGCGUCCGCGAGGGCUGGGAGGACAGGAUCCCACGCACCGCCGACGAGUUUGCGGCCGCGUACCGUCGCAGCGAGGCCUACCAGAACAACCUGCGGGAUAUCGAGGACUUUGAGACGCAGCAGCUGCAGCGCCAGCAGUCGCAGCGGGAGCGUAACGCGUCCAAAAAGUCGGCCGAGAAGAACUACACGCUGCCCUUCCACCAGCAGGUCAUGGCCUGCACGAAGCGGCAGUUUCUCGUCAUGACGGGCGACCGGGCCUCGCUCUUUGGCAAAUGGGGUGGUCUCGUCUUCCAGGGUCUCAUUGUCGGCUCCCUCUUUUAUAAUUUGCAGCCGACGGCGGCGGGUGCCUUUCCACGCGGCGGCACGCUCUUCUUCCUCCUCCUCUUCAACGCGCUGCUCGCCCUCGCCGAGCAGACGGCCGCGUUCGAGUCCAAGCCCAUUCUGCUCAAGCACAAGUCCUUCUCCUUUUACCGGCCGGCGGCGUACGCCAUUGCGCAGACCGUCGUCGACGUGCCCCUCAUCUUCAUCCAGGUCGUCCUCUUCAACCUCAUCAUCUACUUCAUGGCCAACCUGGCCCGGACGGCCUCGCAGUUCUUCAUCGCCACUCUUAUUCUUUGGCUCGUCACCAUGACCACCUACGCCUUCUUCCGCGCCAUCUCGGCCUGGUGCAAGACCCUCGACACCGCCACCCGCUUCACCGGCCUCUCCAUCCAGAUCCUCGUCGUCUACACGGGCUACCUGAUCCCGCCCUCGUCCAUGCCCGUCUGGUUCAGCUGGCUGCGCUGGAUCAACUGGAUCCAGUACGGCUUCGAGUGCCUCAUGGCCAACGAGUUUGCCUUUCUGCAGAUUGAGUGCGUCCCGCCCUACCUCGUGCCCCAGGUUCCCGGUGCCGAGCCCCAGUACCAGUCGUGCGCCCUCAAGGGCAGCGUCCCCGGGGAGACCACCGUCUCGGGCGCGGCCUACAUUGACGCGGCCUUUGAGUACAGUCGCUCGCACCUGUGGCGCAACUUUGGCUUCCUCUGGGCGUUCUUCUUCGCCUUUGUCCUCCUCACCACCGUCGGCAUGGAGUGCAUGAAGCCCAACGCGGGCGGCGGCGCCAUCACCGUCUUUAAGCGCGGCCAGGUGCCCAAGACGCUGGAAAAGGCCAUUGAGACGGGCGGCCGCGACGAGAAGGGGUCCUCGGAUGAGGAGGCGGGGCCGACUGCCCACGUCACGCCCGCCAUGGCCGACGAGGGUCACGAGGAGCAGCAGCAGAACCUGGACACAACCAACCAGGUCGCCAAGAACGAGACCGUCUUCACCUUUCAGAACGUCAACUACACGAUCCCCUACGAAAAGGGCGAGCGCAAGCUGCUGCAGGACGUCCAGGGCUACGUGCGUCCCGGCAAGCUGACGGCGCUCAUGGGCGCGUCGGGCGCGGGCAAGACGACGCUGCUCAACACGCUCGCGCAGCGCAUCAGCUUCGGCACCGUCGCGGGCGACUUUCUCGUCGACGGCCGCCCGCUCCCCGUGUCCUUCCAGCGGGCGACGGGCUUUGCCGAGCAGAUGGACGUCCACGAGCCGACGGCGACAGUGCGCGAGGCCCUCCAAUUCUCCGCCCUCCUACGCCAGCCCAGAGAGACGCCGCGCCAGGAGAAGCUAGACUACUGCGAGACCAUUAUCGACCUGCUCGAGCUACACGACAUUGCGGGUGCGACGAUUGGCACCAUUGGCUCCGGGCUGGACCAGGAGCAGCGCAAGCGUCUGACGAUUGGCGUCGAGCUCGCGUCCAAGCCGGAGCUGCUCUUCUUCCUCGACGAGCCGACGUCCGGCCUCGACUCGGGCGCGGCCUUUAACAUUGUGCGCUUCCUGCGCAAGCUCGCCGAUGCGGGCCAGGCCGUCCUCUGCACCAUCCACCAGCCCUCGGCCGUCCUCUUUGAGCACUUUGACGAGCUGCUGCUCCUCAAGAGUGGCGGACGCGUCGUCUACCACGGGCCCCUGGGCCACGACAGCCAGCACCUCAUUGAGUACUUUGAGGCCAACGGCGCCCACAAGUGUCCCCCCGACGCGAACCCAGCCGAGUACAUGCUCGACGCCAUCGGCGCGGGUGACCCCGACUACCGGGGCCAGGACUGGGGUGAUGUCUGGGCGCGGUCCAAGGCCCACGAGGAGCGCAGCCGCGAGAUUGCCGACAUGAUCGAGAAGCGAAGCCACGUCGAGCCGUCGGCCUCGCUGCGCGACGACCGCGAGUACGCCGCGCCCCUGUCGACGCAGACCUGGCUCGUGGUGCAGCGGUCCUUUGUCGCGUACUGGCGCACGCCCAACUACAUUAUCGGCAAGUUCAUGCUGCACAUCCUCACGGGGCUCUUCAACUGCUUCACGUUUUUCCAGAUUGGCUUCUCCAGCACCGACUACCAGAACAGGCUCUUCUCCGUCUUCAUGACCCUCACCAUCUCGCCGCCGCUCAUCCAGCAGCUGCAGCCCGUCUUUCUGAAUGCGCGCAACAUCUUUGAGUCGCGCGAGAACAAUGCCAAGAUCUACUCGUGGUUCGCGUGGACGACGGCGGCCGUCGUGGUCGAGAUCCCGUACGCCAUUGUCGCGGGGGGUGUCUACUUCAACUGCUGGUGGUGGGGCAUCUUUGGCCUCGACGUGUCCGCCUUUGCCUCGGGCUUCGCCUUCCUCCUCGUCCUCCUCUUUGAGCUGUACUACGUGUCCUUUGGCCAGGCCAUUGCCUCCUUUGCACCCAACGCGCUGCUCGCCUCGCUCCUCGUCCCCAUCUUCUUCCUCUUCGUUGUCUCCUUUUGCGGCGUCGUCGUGCCCCCGCAGCAGCUGCCCACGUUCUGGCGCAGCUGGAUGUACUGGCUCUCCCCCUUCCACUACCUGCUCGAGGGUUUGCUGGGCGUCGCCAUCCACGACCUGCCCGUCCGCUGCACGGCCGCCGAGUUUGCCCAGUUCACGCCCCCGCCGGGCACUUCGUGCGACGAGUACAUCCUGCCCUUUAUCCAGCAGGCCGGCGGCUACGUCGAGACGGGCGCCGGGGGCGUCUGCAACUACUGCCAGUUCGCGACGGGGGACGAGUUUGGACGCAGCUUCAGCGUCUACUACUCGAACAAGUGGCGCGACUUUGGUAUCUUUUGUGGUUUCAUUGCGUUUAAUUACUUUGUCAUCUUUGCCGCCACCUUUUUGCGCUUCAACGGCAGGAAUCCGUUGAAGGCCGUCCUGGCCAAGAAGCAGAUGGCCAAGCAUUGA
Molecule: messenger RNA, 4650 nt
Organism: Emericellopsis cladophorae
Lineage: Eukaryota; Fungi; Ascomycota; Sordariomycetes; Hypocreales; Bionectriaceae
Product: Brefeldin A resistance protein-like protein
Exons: 2
Coding region: 1-4650 (1549 amino acids)
Biological process (GO): transmembrane transport
Cellular component (GO): membrane
Molecular function (GO): ABC-type transporter activity; ATP hydrolysis activity; ATP binding
Source: RefSeq, a predicted model, not a curated record